UGGAUCAUGGAACUGGUAUCCAUACUUCUGGAAACAAGACUUUGGAAUUGCAAAUACUUAAAAAAUAGGAAUCCCAACGAUGAAAACAACAAAAACCCCAAUUCCGCUGAACAAAAUGGCAUCGUCAACAUCUCUCAAGGCUGAAAUUGCUGGAUAUGAUUUACGCAUCAGUUAUGGUGCAGUAAAUGCUGUAUAAGUCUCAUUUCGACGUACAGUACGAGUCCCCGAUAAUGGAAUUGAGUACCUUUUACUUCCUGAUCUUGGGAAGAUACCUUUGUACUCUAUCAAGAAGUAUGCUUCAAAACUGUCGAGUGAUAUAGUUGCAAAAGGGGGUGCAUUCAUUCCAAUUCGUCGUUUUUAUUCCUUCCACAUAGCCCAGUUAACUCUUUGUCCCAAUGAUUUACUCAGGAAGCGAAGCAUUCUGGCUUAAUUUUCACUCACAUAGUGCACAUCCCUUUGCUAUCAAGGUGAGAUUUGGGAACGAAUAUUGGAUUCCACUGUGGCGAAGAGAUAUGACGGUUUAGAUGGAUUCCGGUUUUCGAGAGUACUGAGAAUAGGAGUAAAGCGGAAAUUGAACAUGGAGCCAUGGAGUUGAAUGAGGUGGAUAGAAAAAGUGAUUUUAAUCCUCGGGGUUACUUAGAGCUGCUGUGAAAGCUAGGAAUGAACUAGGCUC
This is a messenger RNA of Sclerotinia trifoliorum, 673 nucleotides long. NCBI's taxonomy places the organism in Eukaryota, Fungi, Ascomycota, Leotiomycetes, Helotiales, Sclerotiniaceae. The record is from the annotation of a GenBank genome assembly.